Messenger RNA from Bufo bufo (common toad), 2190 nucleotides. RefSeq names its product SKI family transcriptional corepressor 1 (gene SKOR1). Gene Ontology annotation, cellular component: nucleus; transcription regulator complex. The transcript is spliced from 8 exons. Lineage: Eukaryota; Metazoa; Chordata; Amphibia; Anura; Bufonidae. Gene Ontology annotation, molecular function: SMAD binding; DNA-binding transcription factor activity, RNA polymerase II-specific; RNA polymerase II cis-regulatory region sequence-specific DNA binding. Bases 1 to 2190 code for a protein of 729 amino acids. The record is from RefSeq and is a predicted model, not a curated record. Gene Ontology annotation, biological process: negative regulation of transcription by RNA polymerase II; negative regulation of BMP signaling pathway.
AUGGAGGGGAUGAGCGCCCAGAGAGAGCCCGGCUCCUCGCCCAGCACUAAGCCCCCUGGCCAGGACAGCCAGCCCUUCUCGUCCGCGCACCUGAAGCCCAACCAGGUGGGGGAGACGUCUCUGUACGGGGUGCCCAUCGUGUCCCUGGUGAUAGACGGCCAGGAGCGCCUGUGCCUGGCGCAGAUCUCCAACACCCUGCUGAAGAGCUACAGCUACAACGAGAUCCACAACCGGCGGGUGGCGCUGGGCAUCACCUGCGUGCAGUGCACCCCGGUACAGCUGGAGAUCCUGCGCAGGGCCGGGGCCAUGCCCAUCUCGUCCCGCCGCUGCGGAAUGAUCACCAAGAGGGAGGCCGAGCGCCUGUGCAAGUCGUUCCUGGGCGAGCACCGCCCGCCCAAGCUGCCCGAGAACUUCGCCUUCGACGUGGUGCACGAGUGCGCCUGGGGCUGCCGGGGCAGCUUCAUCCCCGCCCGCUACAACAGCUCCCGGGCCAAGUGCAUCAAGUGCGGCUACUGCGGCCUCUACUUCUCCCCCAACAAGUUCAUCUUCCACUCGCACCGCGCCCCCGACUCCAAGUACACGCAGCCCGACGCCGCCAACUUCAACAGCUGGAGGCGGCACCUGCGGCUGAGCGACGCCACCGCCUCCGACGAGCUGGCGCACUCCUGGGAGGACGUCAAGGCCAUGUUCAACGGCGGCACCCGCAAGAGAGCCUUCAGCUCCCCGGCCUCCUCCGGCAGCAGCUCGGCCCGCCAGCACCUGGAGCUCCCGCCGCCGCCUCCACCGCCCCCGGCCAAGAGCCUGCGGGGGGACGAGGAGCAGGCGGCCCGCAGCUUCCCGCUCAUCCCGGUGCCCAGCAAGGGCUUCUCCGGGGUGCUGCACAAGAUGACGCCUCCGCUCUUCCCGCCGCCCCCAUACGGCUUCCCGGCCUUCGGGCUGUGCGCCAAAAAGGACGAUGGCGGCCUGGGGGAGAAGGGUGCCCUGCCCGGCGUCUUCUGGCCCGCAGCCCCCACCUCCAAGGACUCGGUGUACCCGCCCUUCCCGGUCUUCUGGCCUGCAGCCGGGGCGCUCCCCGUGCCCCCCUACCCAGGCUUGUCCCAGCAGCAGGCAGGAGCCAAGACCGCGGGGGAGGCGGACGAGCCGGAGAGCAGCGGAGACGCCCAGGAGGAGCAGCCCCCGAGUCGGGAGGAAGAGAGGUCCGGGGAUGAAGGGAGGCCCGGGGAGCCGCUGACGCCCAGAAAGCUCCGCUACAUCUCCGCCUUCCGGCCGGUGGUGAAGGCCGCGGAGAGUCUGGCCAAGCUAUACGGGAGCCGGGAGGUGUACGGGCCCAGCCGGCCGCCGGGCUACAGCUCCCCGGACCUCCUGAGCGACACCUCCAGCUACCGCUCCGUAUCUCCGGGGCCCGACACUGCAGACGAGCCGGACGUGGACGUGGAGUCCAGCCGCUUCCCAGAGGAGGACCGGGGGCCCAGCGUAGUACCGGGGCCCUGCUCCAGCGCCUCCUCCCCCGCAUCUGCCCGGGACACCGAGGACAGGAGAGAGCACAGCCCGGGGGACAGCCCGAGGAGCACAGGCGGCUAUGAGGUUUACACAAAGCAGAUGGCAGAGGUUCCUCAGACGCUGAAGGCAAAUGCUCCACACCAAGGCCUCCCAUCAUCUUAUCUCUGCAGCCUAGACCCAAAUGAGCAAGAUUCAGAAGACAGUCAUUCCACGGCUGAGGACCUGGAAAGCAGGAAGUCAUUCCAAGACCAAAGGAGUCAUAUAUCUCACACGAGUCCCGUACACACUGACAGAGGGGAAGACAGUCCAAUCGAUGUCACCGGGACCCAGUUUGUAGAAAAAGACAUUGAGAACAUGGCGAAAGAUGAGCUGCAGAAAUUGUUAGUGGAACAGAUGGAUUUGAGAAAAAAGCUGGAAAGGGAAUUUCAAAGCCUGAAAGAUAAUUUCCAGGACCAGAUGAAGAGGGAGUUGGCAUACAGAGAAGAGAUGGUCCAGCAGCUGCAGAUUGUAAGAGACACCUUGUGUAAUGAACUGGAUCAAGAGAGGAAAGCACGCUAUGCCAUCCAGCAGAAAUUAAAAGAUGCUGACACCAAGACUUUGCACAGAGAACUGUUCCUUCAGACUUCAAAUCCCGCACCCCUUAGCUAUAUCUGGGCUCCAAGGAAACUGAUGUACCCUCCAGCCCCCUGA